AUGUUCGUUAUCUCAUCUUGCAAGAGUUCCAUUCGCAUAAUAAGCUCGACUAGACCUUACUCGUCACGAUUUAGGAGCUUAGGGAAGGGAUUAGCCUAUUUUUUAUUACACCACUCUCCAAAAGAUUUAGCUAGCUUCCUAUCUUCUAUAUUAGAAAUCUUCUUAUACUCUAUUACUUAA
Penicillium cinerascens is the source of this 180-nucleotide messenger RNA. RefSeq lists its product as uncharacterized. The transcript is spliced from 2 exons. The record is from RefSeq and is a predicted model, not a curated record. NCBI's taxonomy places the organism in Eukaryota, Fungi, Ascomycota, Eurotiomycetes, Eurotiales, Aspergillaceae. The coding region runs from base 1 to 180 and encodes 59 amino acids.